AUGGAGCAGCAUCUGUUCAUAAUCCUAUAUUUUGCUGACAGGUACACUGGCAGUGACAGCUACAUUAGCAUCCCUUCUACGAUGACAUGGCAUGAGGCUCAGAGUUACUGCAGACAACAUCACACAGACCUGGCCAGUGCCAGAAACCAAACUGAACAGUCAUUUAUACAGGGAAAGAUCCCUCAGUUCUCUUGGAUUGGCCUGUUCAGAGACUCCUGGAAGUCGGUGGAUGGGACCAACAUCUCCAGAAUUACAUGGAUGCCUGGAACACCUGAUAAUGCCCUGGGAAAUGAGAACUGUGGAUAUGCAUUUCAAAAUCAAGUUGGUGAUGCACAGUGUUCAUAUGUAUGGCCUUUCUUCUGCUAUUCAAUAAUUACAGGAAAAAUACAAUAUAUAAAAUUGCAGCUCAUUUCUGGUCAGGAUUUGCUUGAUCCUGCAGUCCAGGUGACCAUUUUGGAGAAGAUCAAACAGAAACUGCUGGAUCAUGGGAUGGGAGAGAACACCACAGUUAAAUGGAGAACGCAACCAGAUGGUCUGGUGUUUCACAAGGAGACGGAAAGAACACAAUUCUAGGAAUUAAAACAAUGGAGUAAUGUAACCUCUUGGCUUUUGCUAUGUUUAAAAUGGUGUACUACCCACAGAUAUCACACACAAAAAAGUCUGUAAAUAUAUGCCUAAACACAAUUGUUAGCCCUGGAACACCAAACAAUUUUUGCACUCUGGGGACAUGCCCUAAACAAGCAUGAUUUUAGACAUUUUUAAAAAGGUGGAUCCACCAAGCCAGAACGCAACUGUAAGGCUGAUUGAUUUACUACAUGGUGAUGCAUGAUGCAAAACGUUAGUGCUUAUUUUGAGAUAUGUAAUACUGUAGUAGAUAGCGUACAUAGUGUCUUGUCUAAGAGUUAAGUACAGGGCAA
Messenger RNA from Neoarius graeffei (lesser salmon catfish), 917 nucleotides. RefSeq names its product brevican core protein-like. The record is from RefSeq and is a predicted model, not a curated record. The transcript is spliced from 4 exons. The coding region runs from base 1 to 573 and encodes 190 amino acids. NCBI's taxonomy places the organism in Eukaryota, Metazoa, Chordata, Actinopteri, Siluriformes, Ariidae.